AUGGCCUCGUCGGAUCCUGAUGGCUUCAUCUCUGUCCCUCGCCGUGUGCCAAGUUUUCUGCGGCGCCCGACGGACGACCCCCUCCUCCACCCGCAGUACGACUUCAGGGCGAUGGACUACUACCUGGCUUCGCGCCAGGGCUUCGAGGACGCCUCGACGGUCCAGCAGCGCAACCUCGACUAUGUCGAGCAGCUCCCGAGGUUCGCCAUGUCACUUCUUCCGCCGGGCAUUAACUCGCAGAUCCAAUUGGAGAUGUACCUGGCGGACUUGUCGUUGACGCAGGCCUAUUACUUUCGUAUGCUCCCACGCGAUGCACCCGUAGACGACACCCGUCGGACGGACUGGUUGAGGGACGUUUUUGAUAUCGACUCGCCGGACCAGUGGGCCACACCGCUCGCUUGGGCCGAAAGGCUCUGGGCUUGGCUGGCCAGAACCGAAGGACAGUUUCAUCGUCCCCGUGUGACCGAGAACAGGAAGGACGGCGGCAUCCAGAUACUCGUCGAGCACGUGAUGAACGACCCGAUGCUCGAGUGUCUCCUCGACUUGGCAAACUUUCUGAGAUACAAGCAGCUCGCCGGACUGGACUCGACGAUCGCCCACCCCGUGGCCGUGCCGUGUGCUUAUCGCGGCCACAUGUUCGUUGCCACCGCGUCUCACACCCCGACGGACAGGUACUUUGCCCUCGACAUCGCACGUGAAACGGUGGACUUUCAGUGUAUCGGCCUCUUCCUCCAGCCGAUGGACGAGACUUAUGUUUGGGACCCCAUCACUGGGUAG
This is a messenger RNA of Symbiodinium necroappetens, 777 nucleotides long. The record is from the annotation of a GenBank genome assembly. Lineage: Eukaryota; Dinophyceae; Suessiales; Symbiodiniaceae.